Molecule: messenger RNA, 2286 nt
Organism: Mytilinidion resinicola
Lineage: Eukaryota; Fungi; Ascomycota; Dothideomycetes; Mytilinidiales; Mytilinidiaceae
Product: glycogen debranching enzyme
Exons: 4
Coding region: 1-2235 (744 amino acids)
Source: RefSeq, a predicted model, not a curated record
AUGGUGCGUCUGCUCGGCAUCCACGCAGUGGCAGGAUUCAUGAUUGGAUCUACACUCGCAGCUAUUAUCUCUCCCAAAUUGGAGGCCACCGUGUCCGUCAGUAGCACUCCAACCUGCUCUAGCGAUGCUAUCAGGCUGCAUUUGAGCGACCCUCCGUAUGAAAAUUACUUCUACGAAGAUUGCGCGAGCUCCUCUCACGUUGUUGUUACGAGCCCACUGGAAAACAGCAACUUGACAUUUAUAGGUCCCCGGUUAGUCGUCGCAUGGCCCGCUGGAAACAGCGGAGUGGUAGCAUUCUUUGCACCGGAGAAUGGCAAGAACGGAACGUUGGGAAUACAGCUUCAAAACUCUAUAGUGACUGGACAGACUCUCAAUCCUGUCUAUCUCCCUAGCAAGAAUCCUAGCUCUGACAACCCUCAAGUCGGGAUCUCUGGGAUCAUUAACUUUAACUCCUCAGCUAUUCUCACGGUUCCAAUACUCGGCUCUAUACGAACAAUACGUGAUUUUACCGAAGGUCCGAGUAUACUCAUCACCUAUAUUCAAGAUGCCAUUGCGUUCUCUGAAAUCCCGGGACGAGGUGUCAGCUUGAACAGAACAUGGCUGGACAACGUAACUACAACCUACCUGGACUUUGUGCCCAUCAAUGGCUCUGGUGCGGUAUCCAUAAAUAGAGCGGUCAACACAACACUGCGGUUCGAAAGUGGUUCCUAUCAGUUCACUGCAUCCUUCGAUUAUCCUCAACUCAAACCACUGAGCCCUUCGCAAGUCCUCGAUCCUUCUUCCAGCGACUUGACUCAGCAGAAUGUGGACCAGACAAUGUCUCUAUCCUUUUUGUCGUAUACCACUAAACUUCUGGCUGGGGCUUGGAGGUUUUUGACGUAUUUUGGCCGCGACAGCAUGCUUUCUUUACUCCUACUGCAGCCUGUUCUUAGUGAAGGCGAAGGGGGUGCAAUUGAAGCCGUCAUUGGGGCCUUUCUCGAACGCGUCAACCGUACUGAUGGAAGCGCGUGUCAUGAAGAGACUAUUGGCGAUUACACCACAUAUCUAAACCGGAACAAAAACAUCACGUCGACAGCUCCGCAGUGCGAUUAUAAGAUGAUCGAUACGGACUAUUACCUACCAGUCAUUUUGAAAAACUACUUCGUGGACUCCACCAUAGGAAAGAGCCGUCUCUCAGCCUUCUUCAACAUCACUGCAUCUGUUCUUGAAGAGAACUCCGAUCUCACCUACGCAGACCUAGCGCUCAUCGCGGUGGAGAAGAUUAUGAACACAUCAGCACCCUUUACAGCUGACGGUGGCCAAAUUAAAGACAACCUGAUUCACUUGAAAGAGGGCGAAAUCGUCGGCGAAUGGAGAGAUUCAACCUACGGCAUCGGCGGAGGACGCAUCCCGUACGAUGUGAACACGGCACUCGUCCCAGCCGCACUCCACAGCAUUGCCGCACUCUCGAGUGCCGGCUUCUUUCCCGAGCAUCCAGCGUGGAAUGAGACUGCGAGCCAGUACGCUCAGGUAUGGGAAGACAAGACCUUGAGGUUCUUUGAGGUUACGAUUCCGCAGUCGACAGCCGUGUCCCUUGUUGAACAGUACGUUAACCAGUCUGCCUUCACUGGCCCAUCUCACACGGACAACAUCACCUCUGACAUUGUCUUCCACGGCCUGGCUCUGGAUGGAAACAACAACCAAAGCGUUGUCCGAGUCUUAAAUACAGACGACUGCUUCCGGCUCUUCCUCCUCAACUCCACAAACCAAACCCAACUUAGCUCUUUCCUAGACCAGACUGCGGACCACAUACUCCAGCCAUUUCCGGUGGGCCUUUCAUCUCCGGUGGGCCUCUUCGUUGCCAACCCAGCGUAUGGUGAUGAUCCAGUCUACGCCGCCAACUUCACCAACUCCGCCUACCACGGCACCGUCGUCUGGAGCUGGCAGCUCGCCAUGACCGCCGCCGGCCUCGCGCGCCAACUAGGCCGCUGCGCCUCAACCACUCCUCCCGACUUCUGCGCCCAGACCGCCCUCCACGCCAAAAUCCACACCGCAUACACCCACCUCUGGGACCUCAUCGAAGCCAACGCAGCCCAGCUCAGCGGCGAAGUGUGGAGCUGGGAGUACGACAGCGACGGGUUCAGAGUCGUGCCGCUGGGCGCGCUGCCGCCGCCGCCGGGGACGAGUCCGACCGAGAGCGAUAUCCGGCAGUUGUGGAGUCUGACGUUUUUGGCGGUGCAUCGGGAGGAGUUUUAGGUAGAAGAAGUUGGGGCGGGGGCGGGGGCGGGGGAGGCGUGCAACAGAGGU